Molecule: messenger RNA, 1580 nt
Organism: Lactuca virosa
Lineage: Eukaryota; Viridiplantae; Streptophyta; Magnoliopsida; Asterales; Asteraceae
Source: the annotation of a GenBank genome assembly
AUGAGUUACCGACUAAGUACAUCAAGAUCUGCAUAUAUAAAUCCAUGUCUUCCUCAUUCCUACUGUGCAUUAAUUCAGAGACAUUCGUAAGGACGCUGUGAAGUAAUUAAGGACUCCUAGAAAUGAAACCCACAAGCACAACGGCCCAAGGAGUUGCAACACCACGACCACAACCAUCAAGAACAAAAACAAUAAUUCGGAACCUACCUAUUCGAGAUCUACUUGGUAAUAGAGCGCAGUACCUAAGCAUUUGCGUUCCUCUCUAUAAUGCAUCAAUCAAAGGUGAUUGGGAAGCUGCUCGAGACAUCCUUAACAAACACCAAGAUCUAGAUUUGGUAGGAUAUGCUAUAAGCGAAAACUAUGAUACUGCACUUCACAUUGCAGCAUCUGCGAAAAGCAGCAAACAGAUAGAAAAGUUUGUAAAUCUAGUGGACAAGAUGACAAAGGAACAGUUAGAACUCAAGAAUGAUAAUGACAAUACGGCAUUUUGUUUAGCAGCAGCCGGUGGAAAUGUCAAAACUGUUAUGACUAUGUUGCAAAAGAACGGGACCCUUGGGGAUAUCCCAGGCAGUAAUGGAAUGAUGCCACUCUAUAUGGCAUCUUUAUUUGGAAAACAUGAAAUGGUGAAUUAUCUUUAUGAUAAAUCUAGGGAGAUGCAUGGAGAUUGUUGGACAGAUAAGAAUCGCAGUUGGGUUCUACAGAAAUGCGUGGAAGCUGAUCAAUAUGAUAUUGCAUUGAAAAUAGUGUCCCGAUGGCCAUUGCUAGCAAAAAGUGGGAUUUUACUUGGAGUUUUGGCUCGAAAACCUGACGCAUUUAAGGGGAUAAAACCGCAUUUUAUCUGGCGAAUCAUAUGUCCAAUUUUGGCGUUGAUUCAUGUGAAGGUUGGGCCUUCUGAAAAAGCAACUGAUGCCAUGGAAUUACUAAAAAUUAUUUGGUCAGAAAUUGUGAAAUUAUCCAAGGAUGAAAUCAGUGGUAUUAUCAGAGGGCCAGCUGACCUACCAACAAAUAGUGGAAAGGAAAAGGAAGAUGUCGAGCAACUUCUUGGGUCCAUCUUGGAAAAUGUUGCGAAGAUGCCCACAAGAAUUCAUAACCUAUGGAGUAGAAGGCAAGGUGAUCAAGAAGUAAAAGGUGUAAAUCAAACAUUCUCUUCACGUGUACUAUUUGUCGCUGCAGAGAUGGGAAACACUGAAUUUCUAGUGGAGCUCAUUCGGCAAUAUCCAGAUUUAAUAUGGAAGACAAAUGACAACGAGCAAACUAUAUUUCAUGUUGCUAUCUCACAUCGUCAUGAGGGUAUCUACAAUCUUCUACAUGAGAUUGGCUCGAUGAAAGAUAUGAUAACACCUAUGAAGGAUCGGAAAGGAAAUAAUAUGUUACAUUUAGUUGGGAAGUGUGCGAAGAAAAAGAGACUUCAAGUAAUUUCAGGGGUUGCUUUGCAAAUGCAACGGGAGUUGUUGUGGUUCAAGGAAGUAGAAGGUAUGAUUCCUCCUUCAUAUCGAGAAAGGAAGAACAAUGAUGGUUUAACACCACAUGAACUAUUCAGCAAGGAGCACAAAGACCUACUUGCUUCAGGUGAAAAGUAG